AUGCAAUUGCACCACCUACCUCCAGGAAUCUUUGACAAGAACACACAGCUAAGGAGUCUGUAAGUAACCUCAUUUUUUUCUGUCUGAUCCGCGCUCCUAGAUUCUUAGUGAUGCAAUAUAAGCGUUAAUAAGAUUGACGAAAUUUGCAAAUAUUUCAUUCAUAAUAUGUAGCUAUUUAAGUACAAAAUAAAUUCACCUUUAAUUAACACUACUAGUCAACUUUCGCACCUGCAGAAUAAGAACUCUAAUCUCAGACCAGCUGCACAACAGUUCUACAGGCCUCCAACUUAUUUUUGUUGUUGUCGUUGUUUUAUUAAAUUUACCAGAUUAUUCGUUUCGCUUCGCAAAUUAAGAAUUAAUAUCAAACAUCAUGAAGAUCACAUAUCGACUGUUGCGUUCUGGAUCUUUGUCCAGGAAUAACCGUUUAUGAGAUUCAUCCUCUGUAUAAAAGGCAUCAUAAAAAGAGUAUUCAAGUUUCCAUCAUUAACAAAUUUCCAUAUAUAUGUCAAAUGGAAUUAUGUUGUAAGACGCGUAUUACGUGUGAAGUUAGCACAAGCAAUCCUUCACGCGAUGACGGCGAUGCCGACUUUUGCUCACAUUUCAAAACGUCCUUAACUGUCCUGAACAAGUUAAAAAACAGAUAAACUUCUUGUGCAUCUUAGAAAUAUUGAUCAGUUUUAUAUGGUAAAUAACGCAGACGUCUGAAUGACAACGACAUGAAAGCAUUGAAUGGAAGUGUCUUCAAAAACCUGACAUGGCUAAAGGAACUGUAAGUAAAUGUAUCAAUACUGUUGUGGAAAGAAUUCCUUAUCCUAAAAACAAAAUUAUGGAUGAUAAAAUUUACUAACUGCUUUGGCUGGAUCAGGACAUAUCGUGAUCUGCUGAAUUAUGUUGUGAAAAUAAAACAGAGGUAGAUAAUGAUUUUAUAGCACUGCAUCGAGUUUGGGAACAUUAGUCGAUUGGUUAAGUUUUUAUUGUGUUAUUGAUAAGGUAAUAUGCUGAAUCGUAUCUCGUAUCGUUAUAUUGUAUAGUGAGAGGUAAUAUAUGGCUAUUUUCUUUGCUGUGGAUCAAAUUAUACAGCUAUCAAAGAAAAACUGUUUUCAUAACGCAGCAGCAUUCCCCUCUCCUACUGCCCUGUCUAUACUUGUUUUUCCAUUUCAUUUUUUUCUUUUCUCUUUUCUUCCCUUCCCGUCAGUGAUCAUAAGACAAGGCGGUAAAUAAAUGUUUCAAUAAAACUAAAUAGAUUUUGCAUACAGAUCAUAUUUUUUUCAAAUUACAACACAGAUGGUUGCAAGACAACAACUUCACUGAAUUGCCUCCUGAUUUAUUCCAAGAUCUAAAAAACCUGAGGCUGCUGUAAGUUAAUUCAAGUUUUCCCCUUUUUUAACUCAAUAACUGCGUAGAGUGUCCCAAGACUGAUAAAAUUUUUCCUCUCUUUUGUAAAAUUACAGCUCGUGAUUGCUUAUAUAUUUUUACACAGAUCCUGCUAGUAUCGUAAUUUUCUUUCCUUUAACUAAUCAAAGCAUAUAACAAGAAAGUGAUUUAAAUCGUCCCAUCUGCACCGAUAACACAUAAAUGAAAAUUGAAUCAUCCUAUAUUAUGUUUUUGUUGCUGAAGUUACAGUUUCAGUGACAACGAUCAUACAUAAAUUAAGGAAAUUCAUGCAUGUUAUGAAUAUCAGAGUUGUUUUCAUGGGACUUCUAUCUCUGUUUUGAACCAUGUUGGAAUAUUUUUUUAGAUCACGAGCUUAAUGAUCUCUUCAUUGAUACACGAGAGGCAGCCAUUGUCUAUGUUGGGGAAAAGAGUUCAGUGAAUACGCAAAUUUCAAGUUAUCAGCGGCCUAUAAUUGCUUUUCUCGUUAUAGAUAUUGACCAAACUAAAUGAAUGAAGUGACUCUUGAAUAUUCUCUGUAUUAUAAGACAAACAUUGCAUGUAUAUAUAUGACUACAUGCUGCUCUUUGGUUGGUUCUGAUGACUAGCAACUUUAUGUACGAUAAAUACAAUGAGAGAGAUGGUAAGUUUUGAUCUCAGUAAAGAAAUAGAGAAAGAUGUUUUUCGUCUUGUCACGAGCGUGUAACAAAGAAAAACUUCUGAGUCCCUAUGCAAAAUUGAAAAUCAGACCUUCAGAGCUCUAUACUGAGCCACAGAGACUCUACGGUGGGCGAGGUGUAAUACGAAGUCUAUGACACGCGUCCUGCAUACUGCUAGGACCAGGAAUGUCGAUAGCGUCACCGUAGAUAAUUUUUUCUUUCUCCUACAUUCGUGACAAGACGAAAAACAUCUUUCGCUGUCUUUAUGUAUUUUAACUUGGAAAUUUCAGAUCGCAGACUUAAUGAAAAUGCUUUUUUUUUGUCUCGUUAUUCCAACCAGCCUUCUGUCAAAUAACAAGUUGAAAAGUCUACCAGACGGACUUUUUAACAGCCUUUCCAAGCUGACACAUCUGUGAGUGAAAUAGCAAUUUAACCAAGGAGAUAAUUGUGAAGAACCAAAUGAUCAUUUUUAAAAUGUUGUUUACAAAAGCAUAGCCGUCACACCUGAAAAAUCAUGACUUUUCCAGCUUGUAUUUGUUAAUCUGGUCAGUUGAAUUAGAGGAUGCUAUUUUAUGUGGUUGUUGUGCUUUGAUUAGUAAUGUUAAGGUACUAGGAGGUGUAAAAGUUCAAAAGCUUCUGUUUAAAUAGGAACCUUAACAACUCCCAGAUUUGUUUUUCUGCAGGAUAAAGUACCUUCUUUCAAAAUAUGAUAAGCUAUUAACUAACGGCUGAUGAUGAUAAUAAUAGCAAUGAUAAUAAUAGUAAUAAUAAUGAUGAUGAUGAUGAUAAUAGUUGUAACGGAAAAGUAAUUUUGCAUUUGGAUUUCAUCUCUAUGCCGCCGGUUUGUUUUGUUUUUUUACCUUUUUUUUUGGCUUGUUUGUUUUACGGUUUUGUGCUAUAGAGGUUUCCCCCCAAAAAAGUUGGGGAAUGACAUUUCCUUGAUUUACCCGUUUUUCAAUUUUGUAUAAAUGAAACAUGUUUCAUUUAAUGUUUUCCCUUAAAAAAUUAAUCAUUUUUUUUAUCGUAGCGUUCUUAGCAAGGAUAAUUUCCUAGGAUCUUCUUGAGCUGGAAUUUAAAACAUUAACCUUUUUUCUGGGAAUAUGUCUGAGGGAUUUAGGGGAAAUAAACUGAAAAGGGAAAGCAAAUGCACCAGUAAACAACAUUUUCUGAGAGUUUGGUAGUUCCAUCAUAGGCGAAAUCUUUGUAGCUGUGGUAAUAAUUGUUUUCAGGGAUUUGUCAAACAAUGAAAUUGGAAAUCUGCCACCGUAUAUUUUCAGGAACAUUACAGCGGUAGAAUUUCUGUAAGUAAGAUAAAUAUUGGCAUAAAAAAAAUUAUUAAUUAUUGUUAUAGGAUUUUCUUGAAUAUGAAAGCACUUUAUGACAAUAAAAGCUUCCUAGUUAAUGACAACUUACUUUAUAAUUUACCUCUGGAAGGCCAAGGUUUUGUUUUCCUUGUAUCCACAAUAUCUAAGAAUUUGUUGUAUUGCAGGAUCAAACUAUCCUGGCACUAAUGUUGUAAUUUGUAACAGGAAGCGAACCAAUAAUGAUUUUUUUUCAACUUCAGCUUUAAACAACAGUCCUCGUUCGAGGCCCAUGGGAAUAAACUUGAGAGUUUUUGUGCUUAAUCUUGAGAUCAUUAUAGAUAUGUCUCAUGUGUUCUUUGAAGAUUAAGAUAUAAAGACUGGGAGCUAUUUUACUGGAAAACAUCGCCAUUCCCUGCCUUAACUACAGAAGUUACCUUUAAAAAGCAGAUCUAAAAAUAUCACUCCCACAUGAGCUAAUUUCAGUCUGAACUGCCCAUGAUGCUCUUUUUAGGAAAAUGGACUACAACAAAAUUGAGAAAAUUCAUGAAGAUCAGUUCCAGGGCUUGGUGGAGCUGUUCGAUUUGUAAGUACACUUAGACCUCAAAAUCUUUCUCCAUGAUGAUCUGAAUCGCACACUGUACACAGUGAUAUUAUUUUAAUGUUAACUCCAUUAUAGCUUUAAUAAAAGUUGCCUUACCCAAUCAUGUUAUGUUAAUGUAUUUUAAAAUUUAUUUCAUUAUCCAUUCCACCUAUUUAAGAUAUCUCUCAGAGAACAAAAUCGAGGCUCUGCCUGACAAAAUUUUCAAGGGCGUCAAAAACCUCAAAGCUCUGUGAGUACAGAUAAUCACGCACAAAAGAAUUCUACAAUAUUUGAAGUGAUGGAAUGAAUAUAAUAUAAGCGUUCAAAAUCUGAGAUUUUAGUCCAAAAAUUUAACAUGAUGUAGGACAGAUAUGGUGAAAGUUACCUUGUUCAACGAAGCAAUGUUGUUCAAUUUCAUGUUGCACUAAAAAUGUGCUUUUUAAUAUAAACAAAGGUGGAUAUCAUAGAAACAAAAAGAAAAAUUUUGGAGAUCUGUUUAGUUUUAACGAAAAGUCCAUGUAAAUCUAUUAGGACGAGGAAUAUGGCUACUGCAAGUCCCCGUUUAGGACCUAAUUGUAAAUGGUUACGUACUUCGUUUCAGCAAUAUCUUCGGCAAUAGGAUACAAAACGUUACCAGCACGACUUUCAACUAUGCCCACGAAUUGCGAUUUUUGUAAGUUUACUGAGAAUGACAGAUGUUUAUCUAGGCAACUAAACUUUGUUGCAGAUAUUGAAAUCGGAUAACUUGUGGGCGAGUAUUCUUUUGAUUUUGUUGUAAGCAAAGAAAAGACUCGUAAAUGGUAGUUUUUGAAAAUAACUUUGACACACCAGAGCAAUAUUUCCCUGGAUGAGUCCGGAAAGAGACUUUUAUACAGCGAACGAACUCAACCGAAUGGGCUGCCACGUUCAAAAAUCAGUAGCCAUCAAAAGUUUCCAAGAAAGCAUGAUGAGACCUAUCUUGGGCUUAAUGUUCAGAUUUGAAAAAUCUUUGAGAAAAUAUCAUGCUAGGGUCCGUAAUAAAAAUCCUCAGUUAGGGUUCUUUAUUUUGUCCUUUUGGACAGUUUUUUUUAACAUUUACAUUAGCUUGAUGAAUCUUAUUCUUGAAAAUUCAUUUUUUGCAGUGAAUCAUUUUGUUCGGUUAAUUAUGAUAUAAACCAGCUUAAUGUUCAUAUCAUGAUUAUUUGAAAUUACAGGUUCAUGCAUUACAACCUGAUGGCUGAGCUCCCCAAAGGCUUUUUCAGGCACUUGACGCACAUCAUCAGAGUGUAAGACUCCAUAACGAUCCCUUCCUUCACUCACCCCUUCAAACAAUCAUUUUAACAAUAGUCUAUGUUAUUAAUCAAUUAAUGAUUAUUAAUGGAUUUCAAAGAUGCAAUAAUGAAAUGAUAUUUCUUCUUUUUCUUCUUCUUCUUCUUUUUUUGAAUUUUAGAACCUUGGACACCAACCUGAUGUGCUGCCAUCUCGAUCUUUUCAGGCAGGAUGCUGAUUGCGAAUAUGUCUUCAAUGAUAACUUCGCAAGCUGCCACUCCAUGUUCCGCCACCAUGCUCCAAGGAGAACUCUUUGGAUUGUCGGUCUGCUCUCGUUGUUAGGGUCUUUAUUCGUAGUUGGGUGGCAGUAUUUCUACCCUGAUAACAAUGUGGUCCAGUCUAUCAUGUUGGUGAAUCUAGGUGUAUCUGACGGCAUCAUGGGGAUAUACCUUAUCAUUAUAGGUAUAAAAGACCUGCAAUGGUCAGGGGAAUACUAUCUGCAUGACUAUGAGUGGCGCACCGGGUGGUUUUGCCAUUUCAAUGGUGCCAUGUCUGUCUUUUCAAGUGAAGUGUCAGUGAUGAUGAUUUCUCUGAUCGCAUUGGACAGACUCAAGAACAUCGUGUUUCCUUACACCUUUGCAAAAAUUACCCCAAGGCAGACCCGUAUAAUGUGCGUGGUUAUCUGGCUGGUGGGAGGCGUUAUGGCAUUCCUUCCCUUGUCCGGAAUGCACUAUUUUAGUGAGAGGUAUUACGGCAAUAAUGUAGUGUGCCUGCCCCUGCAGCUUUCCCCUGAAUUACAAGAAGGCUGGGAAUACUCCACUUCCAUCUUUAUCGUUUUGAAUUUUUCCCUAUUCAUCUUCAUCAUGGUUGCUUAUUUUGCCAUCUUGUGGAAAUCAUGGUCGUCAAGCAGACAGCUUGGUGCACAUGGAACUGUUCGUGAAAUACGAGCAAGAGCACAAAGUGCUCAGGCCAAAAGAGAAAGAGCACUUGCCAAAAGAGUCUUCUUCAUUAUUCUGACCGAUUUCUUGUGUUGGAUGCCAAUCAUUGCUAUCGGCAUCCGUUCCCACGUCGAGAAAACAUUUGAUCCACCUGGUGAUCUGGCAGUGUGGAUUGCAGUGUUCGCUCUACCGAUAAAUUCAGCCAUCAACCCAUUGCUGUAUACGCUUUCUACUCCACAGGUAACAUGUUUCUCUUUUUUGUUACUUUGGAAUAGCACCUACCGUUAUGUUCAAAUUUGGUUUCGUGUCUGAGCAGGCUGGCAACUCAAUUUUGUAAUUGUAACGAUUGACAUCAAAACAAGCAUGAAAAAGUAAAUGAUCGGACAGAUUUUUUUAGCUUCUCCGCCGUUGACUUUAGCCAUAGAGACCAACGUGACUUCUAAAUACGUUACUUGAAAGUCUUAAGGUAAACUAUUCAAUAUAUUUUGAAUGUCUAGGUUCAGCCUGUGUUGAAAGCAAAACUGAGGAAGUUGUGGUCCAAUGUUCGAUCUAUUUUCAGCAGAGGACAAAAUCAAGAAGGUAAAGUUUUAAGUUCCAUUGAAAAAUACCAUGAUGACAGUAAUUAUAUUUCAAACCUUGAAAUGAAGAAACUUUAACUUUUAUCAAAUUGAGUAUGAGCAACCCAGUUUUCUCUAAGUAAUUUAUGUGAUUAUUACUCCAAGGCUUUCAAGGGGGAAUAGGGUAGAACUGGCAUGAAAUCGUAGAAAACACAUGUAUUUUUUUUUUCGAAAAAGAAACUGAGCAAAUUAUUGAAACCACAAAUGUACAACUUACAAUAUGUAAAGUUGUAGCAGACGUAAAAGAGAAAACAAGAGUGAUCCUAAAUAGAGAGGGCAUCAAUGUAUUAAAUCAUCAAUUUUAAUGAUGGAAAUCAUGCUUUCAGUUCGAUUUUUGAAGGUUAGUAUCUCUAAAACUAAACUAUUAGGGAACAUUGAGACAAAUGGAUGCCAUUUGCGAUAAAUUUUUAAAAUAGCAUGCUAGUCAAAACUCAUUCUGCAAACAAUUCUCAAAGUAGGAACUGCUAUACUUCUGUCUUAAAUCAUAAGGUUAAGAUUCUGAAUUGUAGAAUGCCUUUUUUAUAUAAACCUGACAAUGGCCAUUAAGUUUUAAAUUGGUGUUACUUUUUCAUAUGAAAGAAGCAGAUAAUGAUCAGCAGGGACAGAUUGGAAAUGGAGAUGAACAUGCUAACGUCGAAGAGGGUAAAAAUAGAGUGCUUCUUAGUGUAGUCACAUACGAAAUAUCUCCUCCACGCCUUUGUAGGGUUCUGUGUAUGAUACUUUUCUUUCCUUUCUCUUUUCUAUACUUAAUUCCUUUUUUUCAUUUUCUUUCCCGUAGGAGAGCAAAUUGAAAUGCAGGUAUUGGAACACAACGAAGUCCCAGAAGUGGAAGCCCCUGAAUUGCCUGCACCGCAACCAGGUCAGUUAAGAAAUAUAAGAGUUUUGAUGCCAACGAUAAAGCUGUAAUUGACUUUGCAAUCCAAAACUCUUGGCAGGUAUGUAUAGUUUAAUCAAUUAACCUAACAAAUAUUAGUUCUCUCAAUUUGAAAUACCUAUAGAAACCAUAGCAUUCCUUUUCUGCUCAGAUAAUUUCUAUAGGUGCAUUUUAAGAAAGAUUUUAACUUAAUUCCUGUUUUUCAUUUUCUUUCCCGUAGGAGAGCAAAUUGAAAUGCAGGUAUUGGAAUACAACGAAACCCCAGAAGUGGAAGCCCCUGAAUUGCCUGCACCGCAACCAGGUCAGUUAAUAAGUAUAAGAGUUUUGAUGCGAACGAUAAAGCUGUAAUUGACUUUGCAAUCCAACUCCCUUGGCAGGUAUGUAUAGUUUAAUCAAUUAACCUAGCAAAUAUUAGUCCUCUCAAAUUGAAAUACCUAUAGAAACCAUAGCAUUCCUUUUCUGCUCUGAUAAUUUCUGUAGGUGCAUUUUAAGGAUAGAUUAAGGAAUGGUUUCCCAUAUGACAAUAAUGUGACGAAAUUAGGUUAUAUUUCUUUUGGUUGAUAAGUUACCUCCAGACAUUCUGGUGAUAAAUUGCCAUAUGCACUUUUUAAGACCUCCACCCAUGAGAUCCCCAUCCCUUUACAUUGGUAACCUGUACAGUGUAUUAUGGACGGAAGAUACCAUCGUCUCCCAUAUGACACGGUUGUAGUUAAUAAAUGAUACAUAUAUAUUGACAAUGAUCUUUCAUUGUUUCCAGUUUUCACUUAUAUUGUAUGAAGAAAGAUAAUUCUUUGCUCUGUUGACAGCAAUUGAACAAGCCUGUGGAGGGGAUGCGAAUCCAUCUUCCUCAGGUAAAAAUUUAUUUAUGAAAGAAAUAUAAAAAGAAGGCGUAGACAACCGCUUGAUUUAAGAGAAGUACUAGUACUGCAAAAGUCACAGUUGCCCAAUGUGACUUCAACUGCAAAUUGCUUUUUACAAACGGUCAUAGGAAUCGCCAAAAUGAAAAAAAAGGUAAUGCGUCUUAACAACUGUAUUUGGCAGAGAUACUAUUUCAGCAACUAUUUUCAUGCGCCCAAAUUAACUUUCAGAUUUAAAUGUGAGCUUUGUAACUCGGUGUUAUUUCAUAAAUUAAUAUAUAAUUGAAUACAUCUGAAAUUCUGACGUACCUAAAAUAAAAUUGUAGAGAUAUUUAUUGCAGAAUAACACAUGAACCAUAAGUGUCAUGAAACAUUUUACUCUACUUGUUCCUUAAAACAGAAUAUCAGGAGGAUUUUGACAUCAGACCAGCCACUACAAAGACUGUGGAA
This is a messenger RNA of Pocillopora meandrina, 8898 nucleotides long. The record is from the annotation of a GenBank genome assembly. NCBI's taxonomy places the organism in Eukaryota, Metazoa, Cnidaria, Anthozoa, Scleractinia, Pocilloporidae.